AAGGAUUUGCUUUUUUCUAGUUGAGCAUUAUGCUUCGUAAUGUCUGUAGACAGUUUCCAAUAACGCCGUUAAUAAACAAGAGGAUUCCAGUCCGCACUCUAAGGGUAUCAGAAAUCCGUUUUAAUGACAAGAGCGAGCAAAGCAGCAAAGACAGUUUUGACAAGAGUCUAUUAAAGUACUUGGUGUGUCCUCUUUCAAAGAAGUCAUUGCGAUAUGAAGAACAAACCAAUGAACUUAUAAAUGAUGAGCUGGGAAUAGCCUAUCCUGUUGUUGAUGGCAUACCGAAUCUGAUCCCUCAAGAUGCCAGAAAGAUUCACAGAAAUGAGAUGCACAAGAAUGACAGCAAGUUAGAGUAA
This is a messenger RNA of Erpetoichthys calabaricus (reedfish), 356 nucleotides long. Its product is annotated as protein preY, mitochondrial-like. Bases 30 to 356 code for a protein of 108 amino acids. The record is from RefSeq and is a predicted model, not a curated record. The transcript is spliced from 2 exons. NCBI's taxonomy places the organism in Eukaryota, Metazoa, Chordata, Cladistia, Polypteriformes, Polypteridae.